AUGACGCCUCUCAUACCUGCUGGAAACAUAUCGGUGAAGAGAGAUGUGCUGGAAGGGAUCGCACGAUGCUGCUGUCACCUGGGCAAAAAAGAAGAGGCUCUAAAUGCCUGUGAGAAACUGAGGACAGAAGUAUCCAACACCUGCCACCUCACCUGUGUCCUUCAGCUGGAGCUGAGUGUUCAUGAACACUGCAGAGAUCUGACAAACAGCAUCUCCAGCCUGCAGCAGCUGUGCUGUCUUCAUCCCUACCAUCCGUGGUACUGGCUGAAUCUGGCCAUGAGGUUUCAGAGGCUCCUGGAGUCUGAUGGCUGUCCAGACAGAUGCUGCACUGAGGAAGAACACGACCAGCAGCAGGGGGCAAGUAACAUUUUACAAUUAAAGACCAUCAUGUGCUUGAUAAGAACAAGGUUGCUAAUUGAAAUCCUGCGGAUUCAGCAGUUAUCAUUCGUGCUGGAGAACAGCCAGAGGGCCUUACAAGACAUUGAGGAAGCUCUGCAUAUUCUACAGCCAACAGAAAAAAUGCUUCAGACAGUCUCUGAGGUGAUGGCAGAAGACCUCAAUCCAGAGAAGAUGAGAGAGGAAAACCAAGAUGGAGAGAGUUUAUCAGGACUUUAUAUUAAAAAAUUUGAUGACAGGUGGUGGAACAAACUACACAAUAAAAUGCAGGAGGAGACUCCAUCUUUAUCCAUGCACAGACCUCUGGAGGAGACAAAAAUGUACUUUUACACAUGAAUGUGGAUCUCUUAU
This is a messenger RNA of Sinocyclocheilus anshuiensis, 747 nucleotides long. RefSeq lists its product as uncharacterized. The record is from RefSeq and is a predicted model, not a curated record. The coding region runs from base 1 to 732 and encodes 243 amino acids. Gene Ontology annotation, molecular function: protein binding. NCBI's taxonomy places the organism in Eukaryota, Metazoa, Chordata, Actinopteri, Cypriniformes, Cyprinidae. The transcript is spliced from 5 exons.